Penicillium argentinense is the source of this 639-nucleotide messenger RNA. RefSeq names its product putative membrane protein. Gene Ontology annotation, biological process: very long-chain fatty acid biosynthetic process; fatty acid elongation; sphingolipid biosynthetic process. Gene Ontology annotation, cellular component: endoplasmic reticulum membrane. Bases 1 to 639 code for a protein of 212 amino acids. The transcript has 4 exons. The record is from RefSeq and is a predicted model, not a curated record. Gene Ontology annotation, molecular function: 3-hydroxyacyl-CoA dehydratase activity. NCBI's taxonomy places the organism in Eukaryota, Fungi, Ascomycota, Eurotiomycetes, Eurotiales, Aspergillaceae.
AUGCCUCCAAAACAGCCUCGGUCUCAAUCUGCCGCCAGCCGGGUCUAUCUCCUGAUUUACAACACCACAUGCGCCUUCAUCUGGCUGCGCAUUCUGUUCACCGCCGCCACCUCCCUCAUCUCAUCCCCAGAUGUUGCAACAUUUCCAUUGGCAUACCGCACACUCGAGCCCUGGACUCGAUUUGCUCAAACUCUCGCGAUCGCUGAGAUCCUCCACGCUGCGACUGGAAUCACUCGGGCGCCCGUUUUUACCACCUUCACCCAGUCCUUUGCCCGUUCCGUUCAGGUCUGGGCGAUUAACUAUGCAUUCCCCAAGGUGACUGCGCCCUCGCCGGCUUACCUUGUUAUGCUGCUGGCCUGGUCCACGGCUGAUGUAGUCCGCUACCUUUAUUUCGCAAUCAUGCUUGCUGGUUCUUCCAUUGCAGAAAUACUCAAGUGGUCCAGAUACUCUCUUUUCAUCGUUCUCUACCCAGUCGGAAUCAGCAGUGAAUGGUGGUUGAUGUAUAAGGCGACGACAGUCACAUCUAAUAUGACCGUGAUGGGCAUUUUCUACUUUUUCCUCGCGCUUUACGUACCUGGCUCGGUCAUGAUGUACUCGUACAUGCUGAAGCAAAGACGCAAGGUUUUGACUCAAGGUUAA